UGCUCAAGCAGAAUAAAGUAUACCGUUUAGUUGGAGAUUAGUGAAAAUUGUAAGAAACAAUUUAUGAUAAAAAUGUACUGCUACAUUUGCAGAGAAAAAGAUCGGGUGACCACACAUCACUUGUAAGUUUAAUUAUUUAUUUCCGAAAGACACAGAACUUCGCACCAAGUGGUUGACUGCAUUUCGAUUUAAAGAGAUCGAUAUUAUGAAAUAUACGAGGAUAUGUGGGAAGCAUUUCGAAGACACAUGUUUCUACGUUGAUACAAGGAAGGAUAAGCAAGGAAGGAGGAAGUUAAAGAAGGGAUCAAUACCUACACUUCUUGUUCACAAACCAACAAAAAGGAAACUAGACUUCAGCGAAGAUGCAGAUGACAUAAUCAUGAAGUGUCCAAAUAUUGCCAGCACUUCUGAAGAAUUACAUCCACAAGAAGAUUCUUCAACAUUUGUGUUCAGCCCAACUAAUACAUGCGUUCCAAUUAUGUCAGUGCAAAAAGAAAUUCAAGAAAAAGUCGUAAGCGAUAUCAAACUUACUUCUGAUUUAAUGGAACCUGAUAUUAAAGUGACAUCGACUAAAGGACAAGAAUCACGAGUGAAGCAGAAGAGAUGGCGACCAGUUCACACUUCACAAGUUGAUAUGGAACAUGGUUUCGAUACACCACGCCGUGCCAAAAGACAUUUCAACUUGGCAGUCAGUAAAUUAUUGUCAUAUAAGCACAAAAUUAGACGUAUUAAUCAGCAAAAGCGACGAAUGAAAAAGAAAAUUGACCGUUUGCAAUCGCUACUAACAGAUUUGAAAGAUAAGAAGAUGAUAUCCGAAGAAGCUGAAAUGACCAUACAAGUAUUUUUAAUGGUAAAGUGAAUCAUAGAAUUGAAACAAAAAAUAAAUAGAAAGAUGUCCAAUCAAUUUGUCACACAUGCGAGUCUCGUUACAGAACAAUAGAAAAUAUAAUAAGUUGCAAAGCAUCGAUAUGACACAAUUCCGCAAUAAAAUUUUCAUACUCGUUAAUACAUCUGUAUUUACUGAGAAAGAACUUUUCUACACAUCUCAAAUCAAGAUCUGUUUUUUAAUCACAGAAUAGAACUGAUUCGACUAGUUAUUAAACAAUAUCUAAAUAUUCGAAUUUAUCAUACAAAUAAACAAAU
Messenger RNA from Trachymyrmex cornetzi, 1143 nucleotides. RefSeq names its product THAP domain-containing protein 2. The record is from RefSeq and is a predicted model, not a curated record. The transcript has 3 exons. Lineage: Eukaryota; Metazoa; Arthropoda; Insecta; Hymenoptera; Formicidae. The coding region runs from base 206 to 859 and encodes 217 amino acids. Gene Ontology annotation, molecular function: sequence-specific DNA binding.